AUGAGCUCUCUUGGCCACAGAGCUUGGUGGGCCGUGCCUGGACACUUCAGUGCUCCACUGGUGUUUUACCUGGAAGAGGACCUGGAGGAGUACAUAUUUGGCCAAGGGGACGCAUACCUUCGCUGCAUUGAGCUGCACAGUCACACCCUCAUUCAGCUGGAGCAGUGGUUCACAGCCACAGGCCAGACUCGAGUCACUCUUGUCGGACCCCUUCAGGCAAGGCAGUGGCUGGUGGACAUGGUCUGGAGUUUGGGGAGUCGGGACCAUUUCAGUAGAGCCCGAGGCCUCGAGAUGCUGCGGCGUGUUCGGAGCCAGCCCCUAACCAAGGACGACCUGGCUACCUCUAGCAAGAUGCAGUCAGACACCUGGGAUCUGCCUUUUGUUAGCAGGAUUAGUGGGACCAUUUCUCUUGAAGUUCCCAACACUUUCCCUCACAAACUGCUUCGUUUGGGAUUCUACUGGAGCUCACUCUACCCGUAAUGAAGACUGACCUCCCUGGGGAAGGGAGAUGGGAGGAGAAGUCUUGACCAGUCCUGUGAGA
Castor canadensis (American beaver) is the source of this 541-nucleotide messenger RNA. Lineage: Eukaryota; Metazoa; Chordata; Mammalia; Rodentia; Castoridae. The record is from RefSeq and is a predicted model, not a curated record.